AUGUCGCAACCACCCUACCAAGGCUAUGAACACGCCGACCCAAUCCAUACUGCCCGCGGCGAAGUGGGUGGCGGCUCCUCAACUGGCGCCCAAGGCAUCCCAACAGGCCUCCACGACACACGAUCCGAUUACGAUGAAUCCAAGGGCUACAACUCUGCCACAGGAGCCAGUUACUCGCGAGCAUCGGCAGGAGGACCGACCCAGACCCACCAGCGACCGCUCUCACCGUCGCCUCGCAGCGAUGACCGGAUUGUAGGGGAUGCGCCGCUCCCGUACACGGCCAGUACAGCGCAGCGCGCGGAAAUGGGUGAUCGUUCGGCUCAUGGGACUCAUGGGUCUCAUGGACGGUCUGGUGAGAAGUUCGGGGAAAGAGUGAAGGAAGCUUUCGCGUCGGUUCAUGGCGCUGGAGAAUCAUUGCGUGGAAACUUGACUACCGCUGUUGAUCGGGCUUUUGGGUCUGAGGAUGGUGCUGAGCGGAAUCAAGAGAUUGCGAAUAGAGGCGAGGAGGAGUUUCGGACUGCCAAUGCCAGGUUUGGAGACAGUUGCACACUCGUACGACCUCAUGCUUUGAAACUGGUUGAUAAGCUUUCUUUUUCGGCAUAUAUCGUCAUGGCCUCAAUUUCCGCCGACCAACCGGCGUCGGAAAGCGGUGCGACGGCCGCCCCAACAAACUCGCACCAACAGGCAUUGUACCCCUCGGAGACGGCAUCCUCGAAUCUGCUCGGGUCAGACUCUCCCUCCCAAUAUUCGUCCUUCUCCAGCUCCGAUAGCGACGAACCACUGAGCGACGAACCCAUCCCGCACUCGACCGAGGUCACCGAUGAAGAUGCCGCCGGCGACGUGGUGGGGGUUAGCAUCGGGCGCGAGCAGAGCCGCAUGAAGGCCCGAGCAACCCCCGUGGAAGAGAAGAAUCGCGUGCUGGAACACCAGGGAUCAUAUUUUUCGACUAUACCGGAUACUAUAGGCGAGGAUGGUCUGUUUGCGUCGGAACUCACGGCCGAGCCUGAAACGGUGGAGCCCAAGGUUGAAAAAGCACUAGCACCAAAACCAAAACGAGCACCAACAUCGGCACCAAGACCAGCAACGGGCGGGGAAAGACGCGAACAUAAACCUAGGCCGUCAUACUCCUCCGCACAGUAUGAUGAGCCUGAACCAGGCAAGCUUGGGCAUGGCCCUCGCAGCGAUCUAUUUGCCUCGGCUCAUGAGAAAACCGGGUCGAAAGAUGCAGCCGGGAGCCAGCGGUCUGGUUUUGUCGGGGCCUUGUUGAAGAAUUCAUUACCUCGCCGGCCACGUGCCUGGUCCAACGAGUUGAAGAAAUUCCUACCUGACCUGACCUCUUUGAGGAAACGGCCUUCUCUCGCGUUCCGUGCCCACAAUGGCCAAAAUCGAAUUCGCAGCCAGACGGUAGCCCCUGCAGCUAAAAAACCCUUGAGCCAGCCGAAAAGAACAUCAUCGCUGGUCCUGCAUCAGAAACAGUCACCUCUUGCACCGAGCGGUUCAAGCAUCGACGAUGAAGGAGAAGCCGCUCAGUCGAUACCUGAGCUGCGCUCGCCAGAUGGAACCUCGGCCGCGAAACAUUCCUUUACACGGCGGCCUAGUUCAGUCAUGCCCGGUCGACCGCCAAGUUUGCGGAGGUCCUCGUCGGAUCAAUCGCUGUAUCUGCGUGCGUCUUCCACGGCAUCGUCCCUUGAGCAGCGACCAUUAUACGAGAAUGUACAUUCUCAGGUAAACAGCCGGUUCAAGGCAAUCAAAGAUAGUUUCCAAGACUCGAGUAACAGGCUGCUCAGCAUGCCGAAUCUCCAUCUGCAGGAUAUCCGCAAUGAGUGGGGUCAAUUCCUGCCAGAGCUUGGAAACGGUAACAACAACGGUGCUAGUAGUACUUCCAAAGAGGAACAAUCACCGCGGGCUGAAAGCCCACCGCUAACUCCGCGGCACAAUUCUAACUCAUCACAUCCAGUCUUGGAAGAAGCAAUGGAAGAGCUCACGGGCGAUGUUGUGAUCCUAGGAGGUUACCGGGGAUCAAUUUUGCGGUCUGCUAAGCCACCCCAUCGUCAACUUUGGGUGCCGAUGAAGGUUGGUCUGAAUCUGCGCAAAGUGGACUUGGAGGUCGGCUUGAAACCGGAGGACGAGGAACACAUGGAGGAGACCAUCAUUCCAUCCGGGGUUCUGUCCCACGUGGGCCCGGUGGACGUCUGUCGACGAUUGAUGAAGCGGUUACGCAGGAGCGAGAAUGCCCAGCGUGGUGAAAUGCGCGUCCACGAUUAUGGAUAUGACUGGCGUCUAAGCCCCGAGCUGCUCUCGCGCAGGCUCAUCGCCUUCCUAGAGAGCCUGCCAUGCAAUCAGGAGCCUUCGCCGGGGGAGCCCCGACGCGGCGCUAUCGUCAUCGCGCACAGCCUAGGCGGUCUCAUCACCCGACACGCGGUCAACGAGCGACCAGAUCUCUUCGCCGGAGUCGUAUACGCAGGCGUACCACAGCACUGCGUGAACAUCCUCGGACCACUCCGCAAUGGCGAUGACGUCCUCAUCAGCUCCCGCGUGCUAACAGCCCAACAAAAGGAAUUCCGCAUCGACUUCUUCAACGCUCAAACCUGGGAAGACUACCGUCUCUCCCCUUGCAUGGCUCCAGCUCUCCCCGUACCCCCAACACCCACCACCCUCGGCUUCAAAGACAUCCCCAUAAUCGGCAAGCGCUUCUCCAUGGGUCCUCGCGAUGACUCCGACGAAUCCAUCACCCAAGACCCACACCACGUCCCGCAAGACGGACACCACUCUGCUACCGCAGUAGAUAAAGACGUCUCCGCGCGCAACAACAACUCACCACACAGCGCGGCCGCAUACGCCGCAUACGCAUCUGAAAAAGCCCACGACCCAGCCGACGACUUAGUCGGACCAGGCGCACACCCACGCAGCAGCACCACCGCAACCUCCAAAAUCGCCACGACGUGCACCAUCCCGCACGCCGCCGCGAGGGAGUACCUGGAGCGCACGCUGGCAGAGACAAAGCGGUUCAAGGAGAACCUGGCGUUCCGGCCGACACUCCACUCGGAGAACAGGUACCCGCCUGCCGCUGUGCUGUACGGAAAGACGCUGCCGACUGUGUACGGAGCGCGAGUUGUGUCGCGUGAGACUAUCAAGCAGGUUGAUGCGUACGAUGAUCUUGCGUUUGCGGCUGGUGAUGGUGUUUGUCUUGCUUCGGCUGCUAUGCUGCCGCCUGGAUAUAGGAUUAUUAAAGAUGGGCUGGUGAAGAGUGAGCGGGGUCAUGUUGGGUUGCUUGGUGAUCUUGAGGGCGUUGGGCAGUGUCUCAAGGCUAUUCAUCGGGGCAGGAAGGAGGGGGUUGGAUUGGGGGAGAAGAACAUAUAA
Molecule: messenger RNA, 3360 nt
Organism: Penicillium psychrosexuale
Lineage: Eukaryota; Fungi; Ascomycota; Eurotiomycetes; Eurotiales; Aspergillaceae
Exons: 4
Coding region: 1-3360 (1119 amino acids)
Molecular function (GO): triacylglycerol lipase activity
Source: RefSeq, a predicted model, not a curated record